This is a messenger RNA of Fonsecaea nubica, 1437 nucleotides long. RefSeq lists its product as hypothetical. The transcript has a single exon. The record is from RefSeq and is a predicted model, not a curated record. Lineage: Eukaryota; Fungi; Ascomycota; Eurotiomycetes; Chaetothyriales; Herpotrichiellaceae. Bases 1 to 1437 code for a protein of 478 amino acids.
AUGGCCGAUUUGCAACAACAAUCGCCUCCCACCAUCCUUCAACCUCAGCAAGAAGGACAUCCUGUCUCCUUGCGGCCUGGCGGCUCCAGAUCUGGAUCUCCCCAACCGCAGCAGGUUCUUCUCUCCAGCUACGAACAACUUGAGACCGAUCCCGCCAUGUCCUCCUAUCAGCGUGUCCCAUCAGCCGGCUCUGGCAAUUUUGGCUCUCAAUCACCGCCUCUCCCCCAACAAUCACAGGCCAUGGCAUCGUCGUCGGCCAACAUGAAUAGCUACACCAGUGCCCGUUUCCCCAGCCAGUACUUUCCACCCCAGUCUCCCACGAAUGACCAAUACAACCCUGCUGGCAAUCCCUUCGCCGAUGGGCCAGGGGGCUCACGCUCUCGAAGCAGCACCAUCGGUCAGAACUACCCAAUCGCCGUCGCGCCACCCAUGCCAACCUCCCCUCCCCAGCAACCUGUCCAGCCGCUCUUUGCCCAGCACAGUGGCCACGCCGGUUCGUCAUCCCGCCCAGUCUCCCGCUCCGCCGCCUCAAGUGGCCCCGGCUCAAUGGGCGGGCCCAUGCCCUCGAUGCCCACAGGUAGCGGAGGGAGUGGUCCUAGCACCCGCCCCACCAGUGCUAAAUCUCCCUUCUCGCCACCCGUCACCUCCCCGCCACGCAGCCGCCCACAUCAGGUGUUAUUGAUCAAUCCAAACUCGACGCGCGCCAUGACCGAGGCCAUGCUCCAGUCCUUGCGACCCGUCAUUCCCCAGGGAGUCGAGGUGACAGGUUACACCGCCCCCUACCCGGCACCGACGGCUAUCGAGUCCACGACAGACGGAAUCAUGUCGACGGAAGCCGUGCUGCGAGACCUCGCAAAACACGCUGCGUCGAACGGCGAGACUGUGCAGAACUAUGACGGUAUGAUUGUCGCCUGCUUCAGCAAGCACCCGCUCAUCGACGCCCUGCGCGAGUCUUACGAUGUGCCCAUCAUUGGCAUCAUGGAGGCGAGUGUUUAUGUGGCGCGCAUGCUCGGUGGACGCUUCGGCAUCGUCGCCACUGCGCAGCGUUCCAAGAUCAAGCAGGACGAUGAUAUCGCGGCUUACGGGCUCACGCAUUUCUACGUCGGGAGCGAAGCCACCCACCUGGGCGUUCUCGAGCUCGAGUCCCGCCCAAAAGAGGAGGUUGCCAAACGCGUCGCGCAUUGUGCCCGCGCCUUGGUCAUGAAGGGCGCCGACACCAUCCUGCUGGGCUGUGCGGGGAUGACUGACAUGGUCCGAGCGGCCAAGGACGCAGUCAGAGAUGAAGACGGGCGCCGGACCGUCAACGUCAUUGACAGCGUCGAGGCCGGUGUCAUGAUGAUGAACAGCUUGAUUGGCAUGGGCAUUCCGACCAGUAAGAAGGGCAUGUACAAGGGAGAGAAGGAGGGCCGGAGAACACGAGGUCAGAAUUGGCUAUAA